Molecule: messenger RNA, 1413 nt
Organism: Stylonychia lemnae
Lineage: Eukaryota; Ciliophora; Spirotrichea; Sporadotrichida; Oxytrichidae
Source: the annotation of a GenBank genome assembly
AUGAUUGAUAAAACUAUUGAAGGACCAUCCAAGAUUCUUAGUAAAAAGUGGAAACAGUACGAUUUCGACAUUCACAGACAAAAAGUUAUUGAAAUAAAGCCACUAGUAAAUGUAAGCUAAGCUCCUAUGAAAAUAAACAAGAGCAAAGUUGAAUAGAUGUAAGAGGAUAAAUGUACGGAAAUCGAGAGAGCAAAUAGAAUUCUCUAUGAAAAAAUUACCAAAAUAAAAAUGAAAUUUCCUCAAACUGGUUUGAAUCAGACUUAAAGCGAUGGCUAUAGUUUUAUAGGGCUAGCUGGUGCAAAUUUCAAAAAGAGUUCGCCAUUAAAUAUGCACGAUAUAAAAUAGAGAUAAAGAGAAAGGGAAUAAAGGGAUUUGAUGAAGGAAAAUAUUAAACUUCUUGAGCGUUUGCGUAACAGCAAGGCGACAGUUGAUUAGGUUUAGUUUUAAGAUUUUGAAGAUAAACAUUAGAACUACUUGAAAAAUAUUAUUGAGGGACCUUAGUAAUUCAACUCAGGCAGGUCAAGUUCAGUUGUCAAGCAAAAAGAGUUUCUUAAGAAUUCUACCUCAAAUGUUAGAACAUAUGGAGUCUCCCCGAAUCUCCAAAACUAUACAUAAAAUAUAAACAAAGAUUUCAGCUCAGGAUUGAAAUUUCCAUAGACUUCCUUGCCUAUUACAGGAAAAGUAAAUGAAUCCUAUGGAGGUUAAAGUCUAAAAACUAGUGAUAACGAAUAUGAUGGUUAUGAUUAACACUCAAUUGAGCAACCUAAAAAUGGAAGUUAUGGAUUAGUAAAUCCUAAAAUGACUUAAAGAAGAUUUUAAACUAGACCUAAGCCAAGAAAAUCUAAAGAGAUGAACGGUACAUUUUUUGGUCCAAAGGGAUCUUAUCAGUAUGGCUAAGAAAUUGAAUUGUAUAAAACAAAAUUAUAUGUAGAGGAGAUUGAGGCAGCAAUAAGCAUUAAGCUAGUAAGAGCUGAAAAUAAAGUAUAUAUAAGAUCAUUGAACCCAACUGUCAGAAAUGGGAAAUAAGAAAUAGAAAUUCAUUUGAAAUAAUUUACACAUUACAUGAUGGACUUUGAGAAUAAUUUUGAGGAGUUCGUCUAAAACACCAUUGAAUAUAAAAACGGCCGCAUUAUUAUAAGAGAUCUAAACAAAAAGCGAUAUUGUUCUGUUAAUUUAUAGAAUCUGAAUGCUUCUCUCGAACAGCAGGAAGUGAUACAUAAACACUUUGUACUAACUCCUAAGUAGAUUGUUAAGAAAGAAAAAGGGGGAGAAGGUCCAAUAUAGAUAGUUGAGUCCUCAUUUGAAGCACUUGACAAGUUCAAAGACGAAUAAGACUUCACCUUUUAAAGAUAGGAUCCUAAGGUAAGCAGCGCUAUCGUGGAAUCUUAGAAAUUCAAGGAAAUUGACAUAUGA